This is a messenger RNA of Mytilinidion resinicola, 946 nucleotides long. RefSeq lists its product as uncharacterized. The transcript is spliced from 4 exons. NCBI's taxonomy places the organism in Eukaryota, Fungi, Ascomycota, Dothideomycetes, Mytilinidiales, Mytilinidiaceae. Bases 179 to 946 code for a protein of 255 amino acids. Gene Ontology annotation, molecular function: protein binding. The record is from RefSeq and is a predicted model, not a curated record.
CUUACCUCGUUCAAUGCAUUGUUUCACCUCCAUCCUCAAUGUCUCUUUCAAAUGCUAGGAUGGCAACCGGGAAAACUUCGGGUAGCCGCGCCUACGAAGUAAAACCUCUCCGCACUUCUCCUCCGCUUCCUCAUCACCUACCCCUUUUCAACAACCAUCAGAUCGCAACCCGAAUAGUAUGGCGGAAGCGUCUCGCAAAAAGCUGCUGGACUCGCUCAAAGGCUCCUUCGCAUCAAGCAACUACUCUGAUCUCAUCAUCACCUGCGGUAGCGACUCUUACAAUGUCCACAAGAUGAUUGUUUGUUCUCGCUGCGACUUCUUCGCUCGGGCUGUCCGAUUCUCUGUUGGGAAGGAAGCCCACGAUGGAAAGAUCGACCUCCCAGAGGAUGAGCCGGCCAUUGUCAAGCUGCUGAUGCAGUAUCUCUACGAGGGUGAAUACGAUCCGGCCUUGCCUCCUGAGGCACAGAAGCCGACUAUGGAAUUUCCACACAGUUGCUCCACAUUUCCCUACCAUAGAUGCUGCUCUACUGUCUGCCCUCAUCAUACCUGUGGCAUUCAUUGUGGUGCAAACUGCCGCGACUUUACUUGCAAGAUAUGCAGCCCCCCAUUACCUCCUCUCUACGGUACUGCCGACCAGCUCCUCACCCACGCCAAGAUGUACGAGAUUGGGGAAAAGUACGAUGUUAUUGGCCUGAAGGACCUAUCUCAAGAGAAAUUCAGUCGCACUUGCGGACUCUUCUGGAACGACCCCAAGUUUCCAGUCGCCGCCCAUCAUGCCUUCUCCACCACACCGGAUCACGACAAGGGUCUGAGGGAUCUCGUCUUCAAGACCUUAUCUGACCACCUGGAGCUCAUUGAUAAACCGGAGAUCGAAGCUGUCUUGACGGAGUUUAAUGGCCUUGCGUUCGGACUCCUAAAGGAGAAGAAGCAGCAAGGUUGGCGCUAG